AUGGCGUCAGAAUCUAUCAUGACUUGUAAUGUUAGCGAGCAACGUUGGGUCAAUGAAACAAUAAGAACCUUUACAUCAGAAUUGACAGUAGGUACUGAAACCACCACUUGUGUUUUUCAAGUUCCCAAAAUCAUUGCUGAAACUAAGCCUCAAGUUUAUACCCCUCAAAAAAUAGGCCUUGGACCAUACCAACACUUAGGUCCGCAGUUGUUAGCCACGAAUAGGCAUCACAAGCUAACGAUAGCCAGAAGUUGCCUGAACGACCACCAAGUCCAAGAUUUUGCAAACAAAGUUAUCAACAAGCUGUGUUUGGUCAUGGAACCCAUUCGAGGGUACUACGAUAAGCACUUGGACCUUGAAGGCCAAACUUUAGCAUGGAUAUUGGCCAUUGAUUCUCUAUACAUGCUACACUUACUGAAUAGUUAUGGACGAUAUCAAAAAGUCAUUACUAAACAAAGAAUGUUUACUCAAGAUGUUGUGAUGCUAGAGAAUCAAAUCCCAUCUUUUGUGCUGAUUGAAACCCAAAAGGCUCUCGAUCAAUCUUAUAGCAAUUUAUUUACGAGGCUGUUCCACAAACAUUCUCCCCUCAAACUGACAAACCAGAACAUAUUCCGUAGCGUCAAUAGUCCCCAUUUGCUGGCUUAUUUGCACCAUUUGAUCAUCAACUACCGUGGGAUUCUAGAAGCAGAAUAUCAUGAAUCAGAUGAUGACGAUGUUAUAUAUCAAGUUCAUUACGAAUACCACAGCUCCGUUACCCGCAUUGUGGAGACUACUGCUAGUCUUGGCCUUCCAGGAGGGGAGCUGUUAGGGAGACAUUUUAGUUUCCUGAUCAGUUUGCCAUGGGAUUACAUCAAAAGUUUGGUCAAGAAGGAAAAUGAGGAAAAGAAGCCUUCAGUAGAUAAGAUUGAAAUCCCAUCAGUGACACAACUCAACAAAACCGCUAAAAUAAAUUUUAAGCUCACGGAAGGAGGCAUCAGGGAUAUUAAAUUUAUCGAGGAGGAAGUUAUAUUGAGAAACUUAGUUGCAUAUGAGGCAGCUGCUGCUGGUGAUCAAGAUGGAAGUACUCUUGAGGUGGCUGAGUAUGUGGAUUUGAUGUGUGGAAUUGUGGACACUCCGAAAGAUGUCGAUUUACUCAGAAAAUCAGGGAUUAUAAAAGGAAGUCUGAGUGAUGAGGAAAUUGCUGAUUUCUUCAAUGGCAUACCUAAAACAACAGCAAAGUCCAAGGAGAAGAAAUCAGAAGUUGCAAUGGCCAUUGAUACAGUAAAUCAGAAAUUCGACGCUAUAUUAAGAGUCAAGGCCUAUAGAUUCAUCAAGAAGCAUAUUUAUGUACCUCGAGAGUCUCUUGCAGUCCUUACAACUCUAGUGCUUAUUAUGCUGCUUUCUUUACAAUCUAAGGCUGUAAGAGAGCCCUGUAAACCUACUUAUGCAUCUUUCAUAAACCCUAACUCAUCGUCUCAACCUUUAACCACAACAAAGUUAAAACCUAUUGAGUUUGUCCAUGGAGAACCCACACUCAAGUUCACGGUGGAAGAGAUUGAAAAAUUCACUGUCGUGGAAGGCUUGUACCAGGCUUUGGUGUUGAAAUUUUCAUACAGGCAUCCUGAAAUAGAAGAGCUAUACACAGUUUGUCCCAAGCAACUUGGUAACAAGGUCAAUGCUUAA
Molecule: messenger RNA, 1662 nt
Organism: Lycium ferocissimum
Lineage: Eukaryota; Viridiplantae; Streptophyta; Magnoliopsida; Solanales; Solanaceae
Product: putative UPF0481 protein At3g02645
Exons: 3
Coding region: 1-1662 (553 amino acids)
Source: RefSeq, a predicted model, not a curated record